AUGCUCAGAAAAGUGAAUAGUAAUGCCAUAACAGUACAUCCAUUCGCAAAUUGUAUAUCAGUGACUCCAAACACCAACGAAAGACCCAAGACAGAUAGAAUUAAGCCAAAAUAUCUUAUUUCUGAUAAAACAGCAGAUACAUUAACUUCAUCCAUCACCACAUUGUUUCAUCCCCCAAUGCCUGAAGCAAAGAAUUUUGUUGUCAGUAGAUCAGCUAUCGACAAAUACUUUUACAAAUUUAUCAGUCCACAUAGAAGAUUUUCAGAAAAAAAAAAUGGCAAUAAAAAUACGUCUCCUUAAAAUGAUAAUUGUACUCCAUUUAAGGUCUCUAGCGAUAUAGAAUCGUUUCGAAAUUCAGUCUAAAACAUUGAUAAUGACUAAUUCUCAAUGUCCCAUUCAGGAACCUCAAAUAAAGAUCACUAAAAUUACCUUAAAAAAUUGUUUUGUAACUCUCACUAGAAACCAAAAUCAUUAAAUAUCAGACAAGAAAAGAUUAAAUCCAAUAAGCAUUUUAAUAUUCCAGAUGAGGAUUUGGUUGACCUAAAUUAAGAAUAAGACCAAAUAGAAUCUCUUGAGAAUCAAGGCAAUUUCAUUUAAAAUCAUAUUUAAGAAGAUCCAGAAUAAAUCACUUUUUAAUUUUAUAAUCCAAUCGAAACUCCAAAAAUGUAGGAUCAGCAAGAUCAAGGCAAUUUCGAAAUACAAAAAUUUGAUUCUCUCUAAAUAAUUGAAUGUUCCGUCAAAUAAUUUAGAGUAAAAAUUAAAAAGACUAUAUUAAUAAAUUAAACUUAAAAUUAGAAACCAGAAAUUAAACAAAACUAAAUUUCGGAAAUUUUAUCAGAAAUUCAAACAGAAAUGAUUCAACCAAAUAAUUACUUUUAACAAUAAUAAGAAUUGGAGGACACCAUGUUUAAUUAGGCAAAGAGUGAAAUACUAAACCCAUUGAAAAAGGAACAAAAUGUUUCAACUCUUAAUACCAAAAAGGGGGGAAGUUCCAAAUGUUAUUUGUAUUUCAUUUUCUGA
This is a messenger RNA of Paramecium tetraurelia, 1020 nucleotides long. RefSeq lists its product as uncharacterized. The record is from RefSeq and is a predicted model, not a curated record. NCBI's taxonomy places the organism in Eukaryota, Ciliophora, Oligohymenophorea, Peniculida, Parameciidae. The transcript has a single exon.